AUGCGGCCUCUGCCCCAGUGCCCCGCCCUGGCCCUGAGGCAAAAUUUGCCGGAGCCACCCCGUCCCGUCGCCUGCAGAGAGCAGCCCUUCCCUGGCGGAAGGAGGGCCCGACGGCGGAGGCGGGGCCGCUUCCAGCCUGCCUGCCUGCCUGUCUGUCUUGCCUCUCCCUCUUCCAUCCUGGCGCUACUCUCUCCUGGCUCCCCGACGGUGGCGGUGACGUUUCGCUCUGGUUUUGUAAGUUUGGGGGGUCGCUUUGGCAAACUUUGGCGGCGGCCAGGGAUGGGAAGCGGUGGUCAGCGCAGUGGUUAG
Messenger RNA from Podarcis lilfordi (Lilford's wall lizard), 309 nucleotides. The record is from the annotation of a GenBank genome assembly. NCBI's taxonomy places the organism in Eukaryota, Metazoa, Chordata, Lepidosauria, Squamata, Lacertidae.